Colletotrichum chrysophilum is the source of this 1413-nucleotide messenger RNA. RefSeq names its product centromere/microtubule-binding protein cbf5 (gene CBF5). The record is from RefSeq and is a predicted model, not a curated record. The transcript has 12 exons. NCBI's taxonomy places the organism in Eukaryota, Fungi, Ascomycota, Sordariomycetes, Glomerellales, Glomerellaceae. Gene Ontology annotation, molecular function: RNA binding; pseudouridine synthase activity. Bases 1 to 1413 code for a protein of 470 amino acids. Gene Ontology annotation, cellular component: box H/ACA snoRNP complex. Gene Ontology annotation, biological process: snRNA pseudouridine synthesis; mRNA pseudouridine synthesis; box H/ACA sno(s)RNA 3'-end processing.
AUGGCUAUGGAAAUUGUUAAGGCCUCCGAGGAGGAGGAGUUCGCCAUCAAGCCUCAGGCUGCUGUCCCCCAGUUGGACACCAGCAGCUGGCCUCUGUUGCUCAAGAACUACGACAAGCGCAACCCUCUGAAGAGAGACAUCAAGUCGUACAUCUCCUCCGGAGUCAUCAACCUGGACAAGCCCUCUAACCCCUCCUCUCACGAGGUCGUCGCUUGGGUCAAGCGUAUGCUCCGCGUUGAGAAGACUGGUCACAGCGGUACCCUUGAUCCCAAGGUCACUGGAUGUUUGAUUGUUUGCGUCGACCGCGCCACCAGACUCGUCAAGUCUCAGCAGGGCGCCGGUAAGGAGUACGUUGCCGUCAUCCGCCUCCACGACAAGCUGCCUGGCGGUCAGGCCCAGUUUGCUCGCGCUCUCGAGACUUUGACUGGUGCCCUCUUCCAGCGCCCUCCUUUGAUCUCUGCCGUCAAGCGUCAGCUGCGUAUCCGUACCAUCUACGAGACCAAGCUGAUCGAGUUCGACAACGAUCGUCAUCUCGGUGUCUUCUGGGUUUCCUGCGAGGCCGGUACUUACAUCCGUACCCUCUGUGUCCACCUUGGACUUCUGUUGGGUGUUGGUGGCCACAUGCAGGAGCUCCGCAGAGUGCGCAGUGGUGCCAUGGACGAGUCCAAGGGCAUGGUCACUCUGCACGACGUGCUUGACGCUCAGUGGAUGAUGGACAACACCAGGGAUGAGUCUUACCUGCGUAAGGUCAUCUCUCCCCUGGAGACUCUCCUCACUGGCUACAAGCGUAUUGUUGUCAAGGACAGUGCUGUCAACGCUGUCUGCUACGGUGCUAAGCUUAUGCUUCCCGGUUUGUUGCGAUACGAGUCCGCCAUUGAGGUCCACGAUGAGGUCGUCCUCAUGACCACCAAGGGUGAGGCUAUUGCCAUCGGCAUUGCCCAGAUGUCCACCGUCGAGAUGUCAACAUGCGAUCACGGCGUUGUCGCCAAGGUCAAGCGAUGCAUCAUGGAGCGUGACCUUUACCCCAGAAGAUGGGGACUUGGCCCUCUUGCAUCGGAGAAGAAGAAGAUGAAGGCGGACGGCAAGCUGGACAAGUUCGGACGCCCGAACGAGGCCACCCCCGCCAAGUGGGUGUCUGAGUACAAGGACUUCAGCGCUCCUGCCGGUGAUGCGGCGGCGGCUGCAUCGGCUGCGCCGGCCACUCCCCAGAAGGUGGUCGAGACCGUCUCUACCAGCACUGUCGUCACCCCUGCCAACAACGAAGAGGACGGCAAGAAGCGCAAGAAGCACGAGGGUGAAACUCCCGACGAGCGUGCCGAGCGCAAGCGCAGAAAGGCUGAGAAGAAGGCAGCCAAGGCCGCGAAGAAGGCUGCCAAGUCAGGCGAAGCUGACGAUGAUGACGACAGCGAGUAA